This is a messenger RNA of Drosophila innubila, 833 nucleotides long. RefSeq lists its product as uncharacterized. The record is from RefSeq and is a predicted model, not a curated record. The transcript is spliced from 3 exons. NCBI's taxonomy places the organism in Eukaryota, Metazoa, Arthropoda, Insecta, Diptera, Drosophilidae. The coding region runs from base 77 to 565 and encodes 162 amino acids.
GUUUCUGAUAAUAUCGUUCAGUUCUCGAAGCGAGUUCUUAGCUUAAGGGUCGACCUAACGUAUCUCGGUCUUCAAAAUGAUUUUAAAAAUCCAAAGCGAGACUGCGCGAAAAACAAUUGCGGUGCUCUCGGUGAUCGUGUCAAUAACUUUUAUUGUUUUUACGACCACUGUGUUUGUGCUCAAUGGCGACGAUUUUAUAGAUCAAAGAGUAUUUAAUCAUAUCUGCUUGUUGCAGAUUAUUGCCAGUGGUUUACUCUUCAUCGGCACUAUACAGGCUAAUCAGUGGUUUUUCUUGCCUUGGAUGCUAGUUGCAUUUGCCUUCGCCUAUACUUUGGUCUACAAGAGCUUGUAUAUUUGGUCCUUUUUGCUAAACGAUGUGAAAUACGUUUUGAUUAUCAACUUUAUGCUCUACACCCUGGCAGGUUUUUGGUUUUAUUUUAUUCAUGCCGUCUAUGUUGAUUUUAUGGAUAUGAAAACGGAAGAUAAAAAAAAUUAUUAUAUUAUUCCCCUUAAAAUUUCACCUUGGGGGCCUAAGCAGAGUGCUAUAAAAAUUAUAGUUGUGUAGCAAAACUCUGCAAUUGAGUUUUGAUUAAAUAAAAAUAUGUACAUUGAUUCAAGUGACAAAUUUAAAAAUACUUAAAAAUUAAAAAAAAAAUCUUCGAUUAUAGCUCGAUUCGGCAAUUUGUCAAAUACAACGGUAAGAGCUAUGUGAACUAAUUGAGUCACAAUGUACGCUCCCCUGAUAUAAAUCACAAAUAAGUCACCAUGUUAUCUCUGCUUAUCAAUUUAUAUUCAGUGAAAAUAAAUAAAUGUGGAACAUCUGCUGCAAUUAA